This is a messenger RNA of Strongylus vulgaris, 201 nucleotides long. The record is from the annotation of a GenBank genome assembly. NCBI's taxonomy places the organism in Eukaryota, Metazoa, Nematoda, Chromadorea, Rhabditida, Strongylidae.
AACAUUAACUGGUAAUGACCAUGAGCCGUGGGCAUCGGUUGCUUUGUUUGCAGCUCCUUUGAUGGUAAUAAUAGAGCCUGCGAGGAUCCAUUUAAUAGCACAUUGGAAGUAUCGAAGUGUAAAUAUCUCUAUCAUCACAUGUGUACAAGACAAUGCUUUCUUUCAAAGUAAAAAUAAAUAUGAUAAGCAUGGCUUGUGACA